UCCACGGUCGCAACGCUGGAUUGGUAGAAUCAGAGUUUAAAUUAAUAGUGCGGAUUUCACUGCGUGUCUUGUUUUGUGUUAACCGGCACUUGCGUGGCCAAAAUGAAGCACUUCUGCGGGCGAGCUAACCCGACCACUGGAGCUUUGGACUGGGUGGAGGAGAGCGAAGAGUACGACUAUCACCAGGAGAUAGCCAGGUCAUGUUAUGCGGAUAUGCUGCAUGAUCACGACAGGAAUGAAAAGUACUACCGGGGCAUCCGGGAAGCUGUGACCCGAGUCCAGGCUCGAGGAAAGAAGGUCAUCGUCCUGGACAUCGGAACUGGAACCGGGUUAUUAUCCAUGAUGGCUGUUACUGCUGGAGCUGACUUCUGCUAUGCUGUGGAGGUUUUCAAGCCCAUGGCCGACGCCGCCCGCUGCAUUGUAGAGAAGAAUGGCUUCACUGACAAGAUCAAAAUUAUUAACAAACACUCCACCGAUGUCACUGUUGGACCAGGUGAAGAUAUGGAAAUGAAGGCUAAUGUUCUCAUCACAGAACUAUUUGAUACAGAGCUGAUUGGUGAAGGGGCUCUGCCAAGCUAUGAACAUGCUCACCAAAACCUUGUUCAGGAGGGUUGUGAGGCAAUCCCCCACCGAGCGACUGUUUAUGCCCAGUUAGUGGAGUCGCCACUUUUAUGGAGCUGGGCUCAGUUGCAGCCAGUAGAGGUGGAGGGCACCCGGUUGUGUCCACCGCCUGCUGUGGGCCAUUGCAGCGGCACGCAUUCCGUGUGUGACAUCCAGCUAAGCCAGGUGUCACCUCAAAGCUUCACCCCAUUGGGUCCACUAUGUACCAUGUUCAGUGUGGAUUUUAGUAAGCCAGUCAGCAGUGCCCUCCAAUCCUAUACCUCUCAGUUUGUGGCCCAGACAAGCGGUCAGGCUCAAGUUGUCCUCUCCUGGUGGGACCUGGACAUGGAUCCCAGUGGAACAAUUGUGUGCACCAUGGCCCCCAGCUGGACAUAUCCACAACCAAAGAUGGCUCCCUGGCGAGACCACUGGAUGCAGAGUGUGUAUUUCCUGCCAGGAGAAAGCAAAGUGACUGAAGGACAGGAACUGAGGCUGACUGUCUGCCACGAUGACUACAGUCUGUGGUACAGACUCCAGUCCCCCAGCCAACCGCAUCCUCAGGGCGACCUGCUUCUCUCGCGGCCGUGUUGUGUAUGUCAGGCCCACCUGGUUUGGACUCGACCACGGUUUGGUGAACUUAACGACAAACUUCGCACAGAGAGCUACGUCAGCGCACUGCGGAGUGUUCUGAAGGAGGACAGUGUUUGUCUCGGAGUGAGUGACUCAAGUCUUCUUCCCGUGUUUGCACAUGUGCUCGGAGCCAAGAAGGUCUUCAGUUUGGAAAACUCCAGGAUGUCCAAACAGGUUAUUGAGCAGGUGCUGGAAUCCAAUUCAUUGAGAGGAGGAGUUGAGCUGCUGGAGAUCAGACCUGAGCAGCUGAGCAGUAACGAUUUAGGAGGAGAACAGAUUUCAGUGCUUAUGGGAGAACCGUACUUCAGCACCAGCAUUCUACCUUGGCACGCGCUGUUUUUCUGGUACUGUCGAACCACCCUGGCUGCCUUCUUGCGGCCUGACGCCACCAUCCUGCCCUGCUCUGCCACUUUGCACAUAGUGGCUGUGGAGUUCCAGGAUUUGUGGAGGAUACGAGCUCCAUGUGCUACCUGUGAAGGUUUCAAUGUCACACCCAUGGAUGAAAUGGUGCAGAAGUCUCUGGAUUUCCGGGAGUCCCGGGAGGCAGAGCCUCAUCCUCUGUGGGAGUAUCCAUGUCGAGCUCUCACACAGUCUACAGCCGUAAUGACUUUUGACUUUACUCAGUGUAUCCCCAAACUGCCUAUCAGCUGCCAAGGAUCUUUACCGUUCAUAAGGGGCGGACGUUGCCAUGGCGUCGCUCUGUGGUUAGAAUACCAGCUGACCCAGGAUGUGUCUGUCAGCACAGGUCUAAUGUGUCCCAUCAAUGAGCAGGGCGACUGCGAGUGGAGCCGCCACAGAAAACAAGGAGUGUAUUUCUUCAGGUCGGGAUGGGAAACCGCUGGUGACGACGGUGCCGCCGUGUCUUACAAGUUCACCUUUCAGCCCACGUCAGACCUGUGUCACGUGACUUCAAACUUGACAUCUCAUUGGCUGGUUCUGAGACAUGAUCAACUGUGUCAGUCUUAAUUUACCGGAAGUAAGUUUUGGUUUUUGAGGCAGCACAUUUUUCAACACUGAAUUUUACAGCUCUGAAUUUUAAAACACUGACUUUUUAUUUCAAUGAUAUUGUCAGCACAAUUUGAUGUAAACAGUUCACAAAAUUCAAAUGCAAACAAUUGAGUUACAUAAGUUCAGUGUCAAAAGUCGAUGUUGAUGAUCUAGAAGUGAAUUAAUUAACUCAGAUUAUGUUUUGCAUAUGUUGAAUGUUUAUAUUCAUCUUGGAGAAAGCAAACCACCAGUUUAACUAGUAGAUAUUUAAGUUUAGGCACAUAAUGCCAUAGGGCCCUUUAGUAUUGACAUUUGCAUGUGUUCUCGUGGAAGAAAAGGCAAUAAAAUUGGACCUUGGUAUGCAAAGUGAUUGUCCUAUCCGUGAGAAGAGACUACAUGUUUAGCUUAACGCCAACGUUUAAGAUACGACCUGCAUCUGUUGUCUUUUCAGACACUUACACACGAACAUCUCCUUUUAUAGUCAGGAUGCGCUGUCCUGACUUAGCACACACACAGAGACAGGAAGUAGGAAUAUAAAACUGAUGGUUUGGAGUUAGGAGUAGGGAUGAUGCUGGAACCCGGUUUUCCCGGUUGUUCGAUAAGAAAAGAACCGAGUCCUCGGACUCGAAUCCCUUUUUGAGAACCGGUACCCGUUAUCGAGACCACUAUAGUAAAGAAAAAGAGUUGGUUCUUUAUUCGAAUCCCUGGGAACGACUCCCGUCCCGACAAGAAAUGCCCCGUGUGACAUCACAAGAAAUGACGUCACGUAGCUCAGUCAUUUGUCACGGACCGGGUGCAGCGUGCUGCGGUUAGUUCCCGGGACGCAAAACUGACGGCUCCGGACGAAAGCGUGCAGGUAGGAGAUGAUUUAUUUCUCAUAAAUCAUACACAUUACAACAGACAGGAACAAAACAAAAGGAAAGCGUGCCGUUCGCACGAGAAGCUAAAGCAAAAACUUACUUAGUACAGGAAUACUAGAAGCUAAGGUAACUUUAGCACAGGAAUCAUGAGCUCGAAAACCAGAAUGCCAACGUAACUGUUGCAAAUGCAAACAAUGAAGCCAUGACGAGUGACCGGAAAAGGCAGGCUUAAAUAGAGUCUCUGAUGAGCAACAGGUGCGCGUACAAGGCAGGUGAAAAUCAUAAGUAACCAUGGUGACUAAAACAAACCCCCGAAGUGCACAAAACAACUAAGGAAGUCCAAAACUAACAGAACAUAGCUAAACAAAACAUGAUCCGACAAAUAUAUACAUCAUUUACUGACCGUUUUAUAAUAAAAUAUCUGUGAAUUAG
Molecule: messenger RNA, 3509 nt
Organism: Nerophis lumbriciformis (worm pipefish)
Lineage: Eukaryota; Metazoa; Chordata; Actinopteri; Syngnathiformes; Syngnathidae
Gene: prmt7
Product: protein arginine methyltransferase 7
Biological process (GO): peptidyl-arginine methylation, to asymmetrical-dimethyl arginine; chromatin remodeling
Molecular function (GO): protein-arginine N-methyltransferase activity; histone methyltransferase activity
Source: RefSeq, a predicted model, not a curated record